Manacus vitellinus (golden-collared manakin) is the source of this 1601-nucleotide messenger RNA. RefSeq names its product ring finger and FYVE like domain containing E3 ubiquitin protein ligase (gene RFFL). The record is from RefSeq and is a predicted model, not a curated record. Gene Ontology annotation, biological process: protein K48-linked ubiquitination; negative regulation of extrinsic apoptotic signaling pathway via death domain receptors; proteasome-mediated ubiquitin-dependent protein catabolic process. The coding region runs from base 161 to 1249 and encodes 362 amino acids. Gene Ontology annotation, cellular component: plasma membrane; cytoplasm. Lineage: Eukaryota; Metazoa; Chordata; Aves; Passeriformes; Pipridae. Gene Ontology annotation, molecular function: ubiquitin protein ligase activity. The transcript is spliced from 8 exons.
CUUGCUGAGGGGGCAGUGGAGCUGGGCAGGCUGUGUCUGACCCAGGACUGCAGCUUUGUGUCCUCAAGUCUAGCCAGGUGGGAGAAUCCCAACACUGCUGAGCUGAUGUCAGGACCAGGACUCCUCUGCAUGCCAAGGCUUCUAACCCCCUGAUGUUACUAUGUGGGCGAGCUGCUGUAACUGGUUCUGUCUGGACGGCUCAGCCGAGGAGAUGCAGCCGCCGCCGCCGCCCGCCCGAGCCCAGGCCUAUUCCAACCCCGGCUACAGCUCCUUCCCCUCGCCCACGGCUCCCGAGCAGAGCUGCAAAGCCUGCGGGCUGCACUUCGACAGCUCGGCCAGCAAGCACAUCUGCUUGGACUGUAAGAAGAAUUUUUGCACGUCCUGCUCCAACCAGCCCGAGGGGGGGCCCCUGCUCUGCCACCUCUGCCAGCGCUUCCGAGCCACGGCCUUCCAGCGGGAGGAGCUGAUCAAGAUGAAGGUGAAGGACCUGCGAGACUACUUGGCCCUCCACGAGAUCUCCACAGAGUUUUGUCGUGAAAAGGAGGACCUGGUGUUUCUGAUCCUUGGCCAGCAGCCUGUAAUUAGCCAGGAGGAUCAGAUAAGAACAAACACAUUUAAUACCAGAGCCUCUGGACAGCAAGACUUUGUGAGUCACCCCCCAGCCAGCCUGUCCUCUUCUACCUCACUCGAGGAGUCUUCAGUGUCUACAGAGCCCAUCUCAAGUUCAGUAGCUCAGGAGCACCAACAGGCAAAUGGUCACGUGCCUCCGAGCCCAGUUGGUGUGACAGCAGUUGAGGAUGCAGCAGAGGAAGCACCAGCAGAGGAGGAGACACAGUCUACAGACUCUGAAGAUAACCUGGUGCUGGGGAGGAAGGCUUCCCUCUCCGACCUGAGGAGCGUCGGGGACAUCAACGCGCUCUCCGUGCGGCAGCUGAAGGAAAUCCUCGCCCGCAACUUCGUCACCUACAAAGGCUGCUGUGAAAAGUGGGAGCUGAUGGAGAGGGUGACCCGUCUCUACAGAGAGAAGGACCCUCAGCAUCUAGUUUCUGACACGGACGAUCAAACUGGUGGUGCUGGGCAGCCCAGCGCCGAGGACAACCUGUGCAGGAUCUGCAUGGAUGCUCCCAUUGACUGUGUCCUGCUGGAAUGCGGGCACAUGGUGACGUGCACCAAGUGCGGGAAGCGGAUGAGCGAGUGCCCCAUCUGCCGGCAGUACGUCAUCAGGGCCGUGCACGUCUUCAGGACAUAACCGGGGGCAGGGCUGGCCAUGCCCUGAAGCCUCCUCUGCCGGGAGAGGAACGGUCCACAUCCUACAGAUACUUACAAACAGACCCCGCUGGAAGGGAGGGAAGGAGGAAGCCUUGGGGAAAACUGUCCUGCUCCAGCCACGCCCGACUCUGCUCUUCCCACCAUCGUGCUUUACACCACAGUGCCUGCACUCCCUGGAGCUCAGUGCCAGCAACCAUGAACCACCCACAUCCCAGGAUGACUCCAUCCUCUCUGCUGAGGACAGAUGGAUGCUCGGCUUUCCACCACAAAGAUCAGCUCCAGAGGCUUUGUAUUUUCCUCUGAAUAAUAAAAGUGAACUGGGGUCUCAAAAA